AUGCCGUUCCCUCGACCUUGCGCCGACCGGGAUGGCCUAUCCUCCACCUUUCUAAGUCUAUCCGCCGCCACCAUCCUAACGGUGCUGUUGUCGCUAUCCUUGUCUACUCCAGCUUCAGCCCUACAGACCGUACCAGAUUCACCGUGCGCAGAGAUAUGUACUCGGGAUGAUGUCAACCUCGCGAAUGGCACCGUGUGCUUGGACGAUGCAUUUAAGACAGGAGCAGGACAUCAGUUCCGGGAAUGUACAACCUGUCUCUUAAAUAGCACUGCCGUUGAUACACUGUCAAACAUAUCCGACGUAUACUGGGGACUAUUCAACCUUCGAUAUACACUUUCAGAAUGCAUGUUUGCAUAUCCGGCAGAGAUUGUCUCGAUAUCGAGCCCGUGCCAGGUAACAUGUGCACCAUUGAUGAAUGCGACAACGUUUGGGAUUGGACCUGAUGUGCGAACGGCGACGGACGAGACGGUGCCCAACCUUGACUUCUGCAAGCAGGGCUUUGGUGGAGACCACAGGAUCAACAACUGCUCCUUCUGCUACUCAUAUAUACCGCAGCAGCUUUUUAUCGGCAAUUUCAUGCAGGCGCUGCACAUUGCCUGUAGACAACCUCCAGCUAUAGGCCAGACGUUUUUCCCAGAUGGAAGGGCGAUAUUCAACGAGUCAGCAAUACCAGGGCCAGCCCCAGCAAGCAGCCACACAGCACAUAGAUCGGGUAUCACAGGGUGGAAGCUGGGGUUGGUGGUUGCAUUUCCAAUUGUCGGAGGAGUUAUACUGUUCGGAUUAACGUGCUUCUGCUGCUUCAAAUUCACCAAGAAGCGACGACAGAAGAUGGCAGCUAAUGGACGAAUGUCGACAUACCACGAUCGGCAUCCGGGAGGUGAACCAGGAAGCUCAUACAUCAGCCCCAUCAACACACGGACGCCACCUUCACAGUACCAUUGGCAGAUGCCGGACGAAGCUGGACAGGAGAUGGAGAGAAUCAGCUACUUGCAUACGCCGAAAAGCGGUAACAAGUCGAGUCCAGGGAUUUCCCAAGGACGUUGGAGUCAUGCGACAAGGGAUGACGAGGAAGAGGACGUGCCACUUAGUGCUGUGCCUCGAGACGAUGUCGGGCCUGGAGCAGGCCAAGCGAAGGAUCCAUAUCUGCAUGACCAGUAUUUUGGUGUGGCUAGUAGUGGUGUGCCAGGCGAGGUCAUUCCAGGGUCGAGUCACUUCAUCCAUCCCGAUCAGCGAGGGUCAUGGGUGAGAUAG
This is a messenger RNA of Lithohypha guttulata, 1251 nucleotides long. RefSeq lists its product as uncharacterized. The record is from RefSeq and is a predicted model, not a curated record. Bases 1 to 1251 code for a protein of 416 amino acids. The transcript has 2 exons. Lineage: Eukaryota; Fungi; Ascomycota; Eurotiomycetes; Chaetothyriales; Trichomeriaceae.